Messenger RNA from Pieris napi, 843 nucleotides. RefSeq lists its product as uncharacterized. The record is from RefSeq and is a predicted model, not a curated record. Lineage: Eukaryota; Metazoa; Arthropoda; Insecta; Lepidoptera; Pieridae. Bases 6 to 746 code for a protein of 246 amino acids. The transcript has a single exon.
UACCUAUGGACACUAAGGGGCUAAUACAUAAAAUCUCCAAGGAGGUGGAAAAAACUAUAAAGAAGGAAAUAAGCGAACUUAACCAAUCUCUGCAAUUUCACAGUACGAAGUUGGAUGAAGUAUUAGGUUGUAUUGAUGCCUUUAAAAAUACCAUAAAAGCUUUAGAAAGAAAAAACACGGAACUAUUACAAAAAAACAACAAUCUCGAAUUGAGGGUAGGCGUAUUGGAGCAGCGUUUCCAUGAGAUGGAACAGAAGAAACUUGCUAAUUCUAUAGAAAUAGCAAACGUCCCCCCUGCGAGCGAAGAGAAUGUGAUAAAAUUAGUUGAAAAUGUAGCAUUAAAACUUAAACAGCCCUUCGACGGUAUCCGUAACUCAAUGCGAUACCAAGGUAAAUACGACCAACCCGGCAUUAUACGAGUUAAACUUACUGAUAAAGCGAGCCAAGAAAAGUGGAUUAAAGCUGCAAAAACCAUUAAAACUAUGGUGGCCGAUGUUUGCCCCUAUGAACCCAACAAUAACAAAAUAGUAUUCAUCAGGGAAGCAAUGACUAAAUCCAACAAAAGCAUUUUAUGGGAAGCCAAGCAGGAAUUAAAGAACAAACAAAACUAUAAAUACGUUUGGUUUAAAAACGGUAUGGUUCGUGCAAGAAAGGAUGAUAACACAAAAAUAGAAAACUUAAGAUCUAUAUUGGAUAUACAAGCGUUAAAAAAAAAAGACAGAAUGUCAAUUAACUGCCCAAAUUAAAUUGCAUAUAAAUUAUUAUUAUUAAUAUGGAUAGUUUAACUAGUGAUAUUUGUGAAUUAGAAGACUGUAUAAACAUAAAUGAUUUCGUGAGUAAAAU